Molecule: messenger RNA, 705 nt
Organism: Alligator sinensis (Chinese alligator)
Lineage: Eukaryota; Metazoa; Chordata; Crocodylia; Alligatoridae
Gene: ARL16
Product: ADP ribosylation factor like GTPase 16
Exons: 4
Coding region: 198-533 (111 amino acids)
Molecular function (GO): GTP binding; GTPase activity
Source: RefSeq, a predicted model, not a curated record
GCAUAGGGCAGGGAGAAGGCUGGCAUCUGGGCCCGCAUCUGGAUCGUCUGCUUCUGCUGCUCCAGGCGCAUCUGCCGCUCCUUCUCCUGCUCCUGCAGCCGCUGGAUGGCCAGCUGCCGCUGCAUCUCCAGGUGGGCACAAACCUGACUGACCUCCUGCUCCAAAAGAAGAUCACGAUCCGGGAGCUGGGGGGCUGCAUGGGCCCCAUCUGGGCCAGUUACUAUGGAGACUGCCGUGCAGUGCUGUUUGUGAUUGAUGCCUCAAACCCCACCCAGAUCUCCUCGUCCUGCGUCCAGCUGCUGUCUCUCCUUUCUGCAGAGCAGCUUGCUGCAGUGCCAGUCCUCAUUGUCUUCAACAAGAUCGACCUGCCCUGCUACAUGUCCCUUCUGGAGAUGAAGUCCCUGUUCCGCAUCCAGGAUAUGGUCUCCUGUGCCACGCAGCCCAUCACCGUAAUGGAGACCAGUGCCCGUGAUGGCACGGGCCUGCCCGAAGUGCUGCGGUGGUUUCAGUCCACCCUCAAGGAUGCUAGCUGAAGUUGCUCCACGUGCUGCCAGGGGAUGGUGUAGGCCCCAAGAGCUCAGGGCUCCUCUGCCACGGAGCCUGGACUCCAGGAGUGGAGCAGAGGCCACUGAGCAGCAGCCCCCAGCAGGAGUGAUGCCACUUCAGACUCAAGCUGUAAUUGUAAAAUAAAACUGAACUCUCCAG